This is a messenger RNA of Cyphellophora attinorum, 5256 nucleotides long. RefSeq lists its product as uncharacterized. NCBI's taxonomy places the organism in Eukaryota, Fungi, Ascomycota, Eurotiomycetes, Chaetothyriales, Cyphellophoraceae. The transcript has a single exon. The record is from RefSeq and is a predicted model, not a curated record. Bases 1 to 5256 code for a protein of 1751 amino acids.
AUGGACUACAACGCCCUCCGCGCCCAGACCAUGGGUGCGGGCACCGAUGAAGAGGCGGUUACCGUCAAUACACGAGCACUCAUCGACAAGGUGCUGGCUCGUUACAGUUCAGACUUCACCAUGUUGAGGGAGCUGAUACAGAACGCGGCCGAUGCCACAGCGACCCGAGUUACCAUCAAAUUCGAGACCAUCCCAUCACCAUCCCAGGCAUUACCUCAGGACCAGAGUCCCUCGAGUCUUCUCAAGCACACGGUCCAACAUCACACUUUGAAGAGACUGGUCGUCUCAAACAAUGGCCAGGCCUUCAACGAGAACGACUGGUCGAGAUUGAAGAGAAUAGCAGAGGGCAAUCCAGAUGAGACCAAGAUUGGAGCAUUUGGUGUAGGGUUCUACUCAGUCUUCGCUGAUUGCGAGGAACCCUUUAUUUCUUCCGGACGCGAAGCCAUGGCCUUUUUCUGGAAGACCAACAGCCUGUUCACACGACGCCUGAAAUUGCCAGAAAAAGAUUCCUCUCCAGACACAACCUUUGUCCUUGAUUAUCGAGAUACGACUUCACCCAUACCAUCCCUACUCCCUCUUGCGCAAUUCCUUGCCAGCAGUCUAACAUUCGUCGGCCUGGAGAAUAUCGAUCUAUGGCUCGACGACCACAACAUUCUUGCUCUACAAAAGAAAUCCUCUCUUAGCACAGACAUCACUCUACCAUCCGAGGUCGAACCGAAGACAACUGAGGGUUUUAUGAAGGUGGCAGCGGUCACCAAGCAGGUCGCCCAGAUCGACGGCACGUGGAUGAAUAUAAUAGGCUGGAAGCCACGCAAACCUGGCAAGUCUGCGACAACGGACGGCGGACCAUCUCUCCGGAAGUUCUUCUCGCGUCUUGCCGGCAAUGCAUCGGACGACAGCAGUACCUCGCAGGCCGAUGCCGCAGAAGAUGCGAGGGGGCAGCUAGCCACCAAAGUGUCCGCGAGUGUGUUUCUAAACGUCAAUACUGCCACGAUCAAGACAUUCACUGGCGUGAAGUUCAAUCAAGAACUUGAACGCGCCACCAAAAAACCUCCACCAAAAUACACAAAGCUCGCUGUCUUGACCGCGCCAUACAUCGAGAACGAUACUGUCGCGAAAACAGCAUCAGCUGGCGAUGUGUUUGGCACCGUUCUUCCGUCAAGAGCUGGAAAGGUCUUCAUCGGCUUUCCUACUCACCAGACCACGGGUCUUAACGCCCAUAUCUCCGCUCCUUCAGUGAUCCCAACAGUCGAGCGUGAGUCAAUAGACCUCAAUGCACGCUGGGUCCGCACCUGGAAUAUGGAAAUGCUUCGGGCUGCUGGCAUCGUCUGCCGGAUGGCAUGGAUAGUGGAGAUGGCAGAGCUGCGGAGCAAGAUUCUGCGUCAUGCGCAGGGCAAGAAGGUGACCAUGAAGGACGUACAACAAUACUUGCCUGAAGCCAUCACGAUAUUCAAGAACUUCGCAUUUCGAGAAUCGACGCCAAACUCACAGAUUGGGUCGCUGCUAGAGGAUGCUUUCUGGACCUGUGGGAAGCAAGCAAGCAUCGAAGUCCUGUCAACCUCUGGAGUCCUUCCGAGUCAUGAAGUACGCUGUGCAAGAUCGACCGACCUGAGUUUCCUCACUGGAAUACCAUUUCUGCCAGAAGAGUUAAUCAACGAGGCGAGAAUGCUCGUUGAUAAAUUGCUAGAUUUCGGCCUUGUCACGGAAGUCACCGUUUCCGACAUUCAGAAGUGUCUUGAAGCCAAUCCCCUGAGCGAGAGCCAAGUCUCCGAGUUCCUGUCGUGGUUGACCAAGGAGGCAGUGAGCAGCAAGAUUGACCAAGCAACGAUCAAUACUCUGCUUGGCGUGACCAUAGCCAACGAUCAGACGAACGGAGAUACCACCCGAGUACUGCUUCUGGGACAGGUUCAGCAUUACCUGAAUCCUAGCAAAACGCCCAUUGACUUGCCUGUGCCACCAGAUGUCAUGCCAUUCAAGUACACCAAAAGCUUGGCCAAGCACCAGCUCGAUAAACUCGGUUGGUCAGAGCUACAGAUUGUGCCGUGGGUGCGAUGGCUCCUACAGUCCGCAAGAGAUCGUAAAGUUCUGAACUCAGAUCAGGACAUCACCUCGAGUCAGACAUUCAGUGCGCAAGUGCUGCCCUUGUUGUCCAAACAAUGGGAUUCACUCAGUCAGUCAUCGAAGGCGACCCUCGUUGAACUGUUUGCAGCUCAAACUGUGAUUCCCACGAGACUGGGCAUGCGGAAACCAGGAGAUGCUUACUUCCCGAAUGUAAAGCUGUUCGAUGACUUGCCGACUAUCCAAGGGCUGGGCGCUACAAAGGACAAGUUUCUCGUCGCUCUUGGCGUCCGGAAGACUGUUGAGCUAGGAGUCGUCUUCGAUCGUCUGCUUGCGCUAGAUGGGAAAGGCAGUAAAGAUCAGAAGCCGAAAUGGAGCCAUGUCGAUCUGAUACAGUAUCUUGCCUCAGUGCGUGACGACAUUCCAGGUCAAGACAUCCAGAGGUUGCGUAACACGCCAUUAUGUAUUCGAACAGUCAAAGGUCAGGAGCUGCAGGACAACAAACGGUAUAAAGUCUCCGAACUUUUCGAGCCACGCCCCGAGCUCCGUGAGCUUGGCCUGCCUGUCCUUCAAUGGAAUGGCCCAUAUCGCGGUGGCAGCCCUGAGGGCCGCCUCCUGGCACUACUUGGAUUGCAGAAUACUCCUACCGCCGAAGACCUCAUCAAUAUCAUGGCGAAAGCGGGCGCCAGAGGCGACCAUGAUGUCCGAGACAAGGCGCUGGCUUAUUUUCUGUCUCAUCACCACUCUCACGGGUACGCGAAGUACAACUACGCAAAAGUUCAAGUUCCAUUCCUGCCGAUUGAGCGGUCUCCAGAUGAUCUAGCGAUCCCGUCAAAAGUCUACGCUGAUGCGGGUGCGGCCCUUCUUGGCUUUGGAGUUCUUCGGCGCGAUUGGGUGCCUCAUGCUUCGAAGCUGGGCGUCUCACUGAACCCGCCACUCUCAGAAUGCAUCACUGUGCUUGCUAAGCAGCCACCUCAGGGUCGGCAAGAUGCGCAAGCAUUAUUUGAGUAUUUUGCUGGUCGCCUGGGCGAGAUCGACGGGUCGGUCAUUCCGCGCUUGAAGGUCUUGCCGUUCGUUCCAAUAUUGUCCAAGAACAAGGAGAAGUAUACUGCUCUUCGCCAUGCGACGCCGCAGUCCGUUUUUCUGGGCGAGAGCGAGACCUUCGGUGAGAUCUUUGAUUUCGUGGACUUCGGUAAUACCGCCAACAGCUUUCUGAUAAGGUGCGGAUCUAAGCUGGAACCUACAAAGACAGAGGUCGCUCAGAUACUUGUUCGGGAACCAGCACGCAUCUCUUCUACGUUUAAAAGCCCAGAGCGUUAUUUGACCCUUCUUCGCAACAUGGCCGACAGUGUAGCCGAGCUCAAGAAGAAUAAGGAGUUAUGGAAAGAGAUGAAGAAAGCACCAUUCCUUCUUGCAAGCAGGGAGCUUCCGGCGCAGCCAACGAAAGUCCAACAAUCAGUCAGCAAAGGCGACGAAUUUGAUGAAUACGAGGACGAAGAAGCGCAAGCGAUACGCGAAUUUCAGCUGUGUAAGGCAGAAGACGCCAUAAUCAUCGACGAUUACAUGAAUUAUUCGCUAUUCAGAGCAAGCAUCCUCGCUGCUCCUCAAGAAGAGACGUUAGAGGAGUUCUAUUACUCACUAGGCUCUCCACCACUGAGCACGUUGGUCGAGGAAGCAGCACGACAUGGACCUCGAGCAUCUGAUCAGCGACCUGCUCAGAGAUUGACCAAGCAGAUCUUGGAGCGAUCUCAAAUCUUUCUCCACGGUCUACCUGCGGAUGCUGUCAGGCAUGAUAGCAAGUGGCUGGAGAAGAACCUGCAGAUAGUGCUUGUCUCGUCCAUUUCCGUGCGCCGAUCUCUGAAGGGCCGCAAUGUGACGCACACCGAGAAGCGUACGGCGGUGGUCACACAGGUCGAUCGCGUGUACACUCUGUGGGUUUCGGGUGACCGCCCGGAUCUCUUCCAUGUGUCUCAGGCCUUGGUCCAUCUUCUCUUGACCCGACCGAAGCCGCACUCUGCGCUGACGCUGGAGAUGCUACUGAAGACGGAUCUGCUAGACCUGCGCGCACGUGGCUUCAAUGUCUCUCGUAUUCUGCGUCAGAAACAGGCGGAGGCCCGAUUGGCCGAGAGCAAACGCCAAAAAGAGCUGGAAGAAGAGCGGAAACGGAUCGAGAAACAGCAGCAGGACUGGGAUGCUGCGCACCAAUACGCUGACAAUGCUAAGAGCCCUAAGCAGAAGCAAAAGAACAAUCCACCGGGCGCCUUCCCAACGUCACCAGAGACGAAUCUACCAGACCGCUCCCUAGUGCCCAGUGACGAUCCUGGCGGCAGACAAAAUUUGAUUUCCAACAUCUCGAAGCAAUUUGGGCUGGGGAACAACAAGUCUCUUCAGUCCAUGUUCGGACGACAAAACAAGCCUCAUGGUGGUGCUGAACCUCCGCCCUACGCCUAUAGUGACGAGAAUGGGCCUCCCGAACCAUCCCAAUCUGGCAACAACGGCAACAAUGGCACUGUAACAGCACCUCACCGUCUGCAAGAAAAUCUCCUGAGCGCCAUCAGCAAGACUCGACCUAACAGUUCGAACCAGCUCUUCUCUCGUGGCCAGGCCAACCAGGUCACCGAGACGAAGUCCUACUGCGACGAGCGUCCAGCACAUGACCUUCGCGCAGUAGCCGACCUCAGGCACGGCAUUCAAAUGUUCGCAUCGCCCACCACGCAUCCGGACGCUUUCAUGUCACAAUUCCUCGCCGAACGCUCCGGAGCGCUUCAGACCUUUGCCGCCCUCAUCAAAGCUGUUGGAGAUAUCUUCACUUUGGACCCGAAGUGUCUGAACGUCUUCUACGAGACGAAUGGCAAGACUAUCGCGUUCAAUCGCAAUGGCAGUAUCUUCUGCAAUUACUUCUACUUUGAGCAAUUGCAUGAGCAGCAGCUGAUGUCCGGUGAUAAUACUACGGGGACAUACGGCGACGCGUUCGUAUACUGGUGGGUGAUUUUGUGUCAUGAGCUGGCGCAUAAUCUCGUGGCGGAUCACAGCAGCGACCAUAGUUACUAUACUGAGGGUUUCGUCGCCAACUACUUCGGAAAGGUGAUGGCAUAUCUUGGGCAGUACUACGCCGCGCCGGCUGCAGCUUACGUGUCAAAUAAGCAGCGCAGCAUCGAAGGUCCACAAGGCGGUAAUCAGAGCAGUCUGCUCGAUUAG